CUUGCAGCAUGUGAUUCACAGGCAAUUGGUUUGGCCAGUGGUGGUAGAAUUCCAGAUAGCAGCUUCUCAGCCAGUUCAAUAUUUAAAGCCAUAUAUGCAGCUAAAUAUGGUCGUCUUAAUGGAAGACGGGCAUGGGAACCUAAGACUAAUGAUCUUGAUGACUACCUACAAAUUGACCUUCUCUAUGAGUAUGUUAUCUGUGCUGUAGCUACUCAAGGAAAUCCACCAACCCAAUCAAUAGGGGCUCAAGAAUGGACCACAGAGUACAAACUGAGAUUUUCACUCAACGGUACCACCUUUCUCCCUUAUAAAGAAAACAAACUUGACAAGGUU
Pocillopora meandrina is the source of this 333-nucleotide messenger RNA. NCBI's taxonomy places the organism in Eukaryota, Metazoa, Cnidaria, Anthozoa, Scleractinia, Pocilloporidae. The record is from the annotation of a GenBank genome assembly.